Messenger RNA from Malania oleifera, 1309 nucleotides. Its product is annotated as L10-interacting MYB domain-containing protein-like. Lineage: Eukaryota; Viridiplantae; Streptophyta; Magnoliopsida; Santalales; Ximeniaceae. The record is from RefSeq and is a predicted model, not a curated record. Bases 239 to 1186 code for a protein of 315 amino acids. The transcript is spliced from 3 exons.
GUGGAAAGGAUUGACUGUCGACUUGAAAUUUGGAACCAAUGAGAUCUCGACGUGUUUUCCAUUCAGUAUCAGUUCGACCAUCUUUGGUCGCCACCUCUCUCCCGGCUUAAUCACGUUAUAAAUAAAUAAUUAAAGUUUAUUAUUCAGGGACGGAACUUUGGGGCCGGGACGCUCUGUCACCGACCGCCACUGCUCUGCAGGUGAUUCCCCCGCGGCUUCCCGGCGUUUUAUCCGUUAGAUGGAGAUUGAAGCCAGCCAUCAGCCCAAACAAGAACGUCUAAGGACAAGAUGGACAGCAUCCCUCGAUAAGAUAUUUGCAGACUUGGUUGUUGAGCAGAUUCAACUGGGAAACCGACCAAACAAUGUUUUUGACAAGAAAACAUGGAAUCAUAUACGUGAUAAAUUCAAUAAGCAAACAGAUCUCAACUUCAACAACAACCAGUUGAGGAAGCACCUGGAUGUUCUGAGGACACGCUAUUAUAACCUGAAGUCUGCUUUCGAUCAAAAUGAAUAUGCAAUGGAUGAUUCUUGUUGCAUUGGAUUUGACCUGUGGGAAGAUAUUGGGUUACAGACACAGUCAAGGACUGAAACAGUCAAAGUUAAGGACUGUCCCAUAUAUGAUCAGCUAUGCACAAUAUUCACAGAAGCAGGAGUUGACGGAAGAUAUGCCCAAUCGAGUCACUAUGAGGAGAUAGUCAGCAAACCUGUUGGAAUUGAUACUGCAGGGUUAACUCCAUGCCCCGAGAGUGAAACCCCGAGGUCCAAUACUCCAUCUUGCUCAAGAUUUGUACAAGGGAAAGCUUCUUCAGCAGAGAAGGUGAACAAGAACCUUGCUGGAAGGAGGAAGAAGCGCUUAUCUGAGGCAAACUCUUUUCCUGGUAGAGGUGGCAGGGAUGAAGGAAUAAAUGAUGCUAUAGCAGAAGCCAUGUUAGAAAUGGUUGCUGCUUCCAAGUGUAGAACAGCAGAGGCAGCGCAGAUUGAUGAGAGAUAUAGUAUAACAAAUUGCAUUAGAGCAUUGGAUGAGAUAGAAGGCAUUGAUCAAGGGAUCUACUUUACUGCUUUGGACCUCUUCGAGGAACCAGACUUGAGGGAGAUGUUCAUUUCACUGAGAAAUGGCGAGAUACGGUUGAAAUGGUUGCAGGAGAAAUGCUGCAGCAACUCCAUCUCAGCUCAAGUUAGUGUAUGACAUUUUCACCCGUUCAGUUAGCAUGCACAUUCUGAUGGAAUAGUUAUUUUCUAGUUGGUAGUUCAUUUUGUACGACUUUCUAUGGGUUUAUAGUUCAUAAAUAAUAUGUUUAUGUUUUUGCCA